UCUUCAACACAUCUUGGGUUCUUAAUAAUAAAUUUCCUUUUCGUUUAUCAAAAUCGUGGACAUUUUUACGGAGCUGCUGUAAUUUUAGGAACUAGGGUUUUCCUCAUAUUAGUCGGGGAAACUAGCUCGAUUCAAUUCAAUUAAGUCCCACAAUUUUACGAAGAAUUUCCUUUAGCCUCAGUAGCAAAUUUUACCCCAAGAGCCAUUCGAUUUCAACCGGAAAGGAUUAUUUUCUGAUAUCUCCGUUUGAGUCACAUGUUGCGUGAAUUGCAUUGUAGCUUCCCAGUGGAAGUUUGUUUGAAGAACCUGGACCAAAAUGGAGGUGUCCUUGGAAGGACUAUAGUAAACAGUCUUUUGAAGUUGCUAUCAGAUAUCAAGGCCACAAAAUUUGGUUACUUUCUUGCAGUAACGAAAUUGAAGAGCAUUGGAAAUGGACAUCGAGUGGAGUCCUGUCUCCAUUUCCAAGUAAAGUUCUGCUGCCGAACCUUCAUACCUGUGUGUGGGGAGGUAAUGAUUGGGAUCGUGAAGAAUAUAACUGUGCAUGGGGUUUAUCUGAAAUCUGGACCUAUGAACUUGGUUUACUUGUCGGCUCGAUUGAUGCCAAAUUACCACUAUGUUUCUGUGGAACAUCCAAUAUUUUUAAAGGACGACUUGUCUAAGAUUGAGGUUAAUGUGGUGAUCCGGUUCAGGGUUUUUGCUGUUAGAUGGGUCGAGGAUGUAAGGAAGGAAUUCCAUGUUCUGGCUACAAUAAAUGGUGAGAGCCUUGGACCAGUUUCAUCGACACAAGAAUUAGAUGGACUAGAUUUGUAAAUUCCAUGUGGCCAACAAAAUUUUCACCUCAAAAUGCAUUCACCACGAAUGCGGGGAAUUCUUUUUAGCUAGAGUUUCUGUUCAAUAUUUGGCUCAUAGUUUUGGUGUUGAUAGAACAUUUGUACUGCAUAGUAAGAAUGAUGGAUAAAUCUUUGUUUGCGCUAGUUUACUACC
This is a messenger RNA of Olea europaea var. sylvestris, 984 nucleotides long. Its product is annotated as DNA-directed RNA polymerase subunit 7-like protein. The transcript is spliced from 2 exons. Gene Ontology annotation, biological process: DNA-templated transcription initiation. The record is from RefSeq and is a predicted model, not a curated record. The coding region runs from base 256 to 810 and encodes 184 amino acids. Lineage: Eukaryota; Viridiplantae; Streptophyta; Magnoliopsida; Lamiales; Oleaceae. Gene Ontology annotation, molecular function: single-stranded DNA binding; single-stranded RNA binding.